AUGCAAUUAGCCUUUCUGGACUUUAAAGCCGCUUUCGACUUUUCUCAUCGGGACCAUCUCCUCAACGCGCUUCGCGCUGAUGGAGUACCGAGAAAGUUCGUUCGUUUGUUUGAUGAUAUCAAUCAAGGAACAACUGUUGCAGUUCGAACACCAGCCGGAUGUACAACACCGUUUGAAGUGGUAACUGGAGUAAGACAAGGGGCAGUGGCAGGACCUUUCCUGUUCAAUUUCGCAAUCGAGGACAUUAUAUGGAUAACAGUAGAUCAGUGUCCUGCCAAUGUCAUCCUAGUACCACCAGGACCCCUUGACCUAUCUCGAGUACGCCGACGAUGUUGUUAUAUUCGCAGAAAACACUACGGAACUUCAAGGUGUUGUUAA
This is a messenger RNA of Necator americanus (New World hookworm), 378 nucleotides long. RefSeq lists its product as uncharacterized. The coding region runs from base 1 to 378 and encodes 125 amino acids. NCBI's taxonomy places the organism in Eukaryota, Metazoa, Nematoda, Chromadorea, Rhabditida, Ancylostomatidae. The transcript has a single exon. The record is from RefSeq and is a predicted model, not a curated record.